GAGCAGACCAAGCAGGUGGAAUGGACUUCUUUGUAGGGUGGCUGUGCUCUACCUUAAGGUGAACCACAUUCGAGUGUCUCGUUGACUGAAACGUCUCAGUUGGUGACUUUAACACACAUUGGAUGUGCAGUACAGAUUACUGGAUUUCAGGUGUUGAAACUAUUACCAGAAGUGUUUCAAAUGUUCUGAAUUGAACAGGAACAAAAAGAUUGCUGGGCCACCUCCAACCAGACACCUCUGAUGUGUAAUUACAAAUAACAGUAUCCGUUUUUUAUGGCGGCGAUGCUUCUUUCCAGUUAAAGAUAAAGUGGGAAUGUGAUGAUCUGGGGGAACUUGUAGUAGAGUGGCUGCCCUUUCACUUUAAAAGAAAAUGGUUGAGGCGGUUAUGCAUCUGCAUAGAAUGCCUCCCAAAGCCUGGAUUUGGAAGUUUUCUGCGCACAAAGAUUACAAAGCAGACUGGGAAUUUGCAAGAAAAAGUUACUUUUCUUUUCUGGGCCAGGAACCCCUUCAACUGAGGCCUGCGAGGGAUGUUGGGUUUCCUUCUUGGACGUGUUACCUCUGUGAACCCAUGCCAGAUAAAUGGAUACAUUUAUGGCCCAUGAUGACACCAGAGGACCUCUUGAAUGUUCUGGAAGAUUUAGCAGAGGAAGAAUUCAUUAAAUUCAAGUGGCUUCUGCAGCAGACCAGCAAUCCUUUGGGCUUCCCAGCCAUCAGAAAGUGUCAUCUUCAGACAGCAAACAGGCAGGACACUGUGGAUCUGAUGGUCCAGACCUAUAGUCUUUCUGGAACUGUAAAAGUCAUCAAGAAGGUUUUAGAGAAGAUUAGCAGGAAUGACCUGCUGCAGAUCUUCUGUGCCAGCAGCUCAGGAUCAGAAGUGGAUGCAAGUGAUGUUGGAAAAAUGUCAGUGAAUACAGGACAUUUAGUGUCUCUUCUUCAGGCUCCUCUUCCUCAGAUUCAAAGAGAAGUUCAUGGAUUUAUUGAGAAAAUGGUUCCAGUUCCUGAGCCGCAUCCCAUCACAUUUUACCAACGGAUGCUUCAGUUAAACUUCCAGGACAAGUUCAUGUGUACACAGGAGGGCUGGGCAGAAGAUAAACAGCGUCUGGUUGAUAUCUAUACAGACGUUUACAUCACUGCUGGGUGUGACGUACACAUCAACACACAACAUGAGGUCAGGCAGAUUGAGAAUGUAUUAAAGCCAGCAGAAGAAAUAGCAGUAAAGCCCAGAGACAUGUUCAGCCAUCCUUCAGGAGAAUACCAGCCCAUAAAAACUGUCCUGACCAAUGGAAUAGCAGGAAUUGGAAAAACAUUCCUUGUGCAGAAGUUUGUGUUGGACUGGGCUGAACAAAGAUCCAAUCAAGACGUGGAUCUUAUUUUCCCCUUCACCUUCCGUCAGCUAAAUCCACUGAGAGCAGAAAAAUUCAGUUUAGUUCAGCUCAUCCAUGAAUGCAUCCCAGAAACUGUAGACAUCAAAGAGGAGGCUCUGAAUUACAUCUUUAAAACUCUGCAGUCUUCUGGAAACAGUAACUAUGACAAAAGUAAAUUUAAACUUCUUUUUGUGUUGGAUGGACUGGAUGAGAGCCGCCUUCAUCUGGAUCUCCACAUUGAUGACUUUCGAUCUGUCGAUGUGACAAAGACAACCACAACAGAAGUUCUGUUGAGAAAACUCAUCAAUGGAAAACUGCUACGCUCUGCUCGAAUCUGGAUAACAUCAAGACCAGCAGCAGCCAGUCAGAUUCCUCAACAGUUUGUUAGCAGUAUGACUGAGGUCAGAGGGUUUACUGACCUACAGAAGGAGAAGUACUUCAGGAAAAGAUUCAGAGAUGAAGACCAGGCCAACAAGAUCCUUUCCCACAUCAAGGCAUCACAGAGCCUCCACAUCAUGUGCCACAUCCCAGUCUUCUGCUGGAUCACAGCUACAGUUCUGGAGGAUAUGUUGAAAACCAGAGAAACAGGAGAGCUACCCAAGAGCCUGACUGAGAUGUAUACAGAGUUUCUGGUGUUCCACAUUGAUCACACUAAAGACAAAUAUGGGUCUGAGAUGUCUAUUCAGUACAUCAAAUCCUUAGCAAAACUAGCUUAUCAGCAGCUGGAGAAGGGCAACCUAAUCUUCUAUGAGAAUGAUCUCAUGGAGAGCAGCGUUAACCUUAAAGAAGCCUCUGUGUGCUCUGGAGUGUUCACAGAGAUCUUCAAAGUAGUACGCGGCAGGAAAGACAAAGAAAAGAUGUUUAGCUUUGUCCACCUGAGCGUUCAGGAGUUUCUGGCUGCUGUUUAUGUGAGGAUGUCUCUUAGUAGCAGCAGCAAAAACUCAUUUUUACCACAGAAGUUCAAAAUAAAAAGUUCUAAUAUGUCAAAAAAGAGAUCUUCCAAAAAAGACCAAGUUUACAUUGACAAAGCCUUGCAGUCUCCAAAUGGACACUUGGACUUGUUCCUCCGGUUCUUUCUAGGUCUUUCUCUGCAGACAAAUCAAGGUAAACUAAAGGACCUGCUGGUAAAGCCAUGGAGCAGCUCAGAGACCAAUCAAGAAACAGUCCAGUACAUCAAGAAGAAGAUCAGUGAAAAUCUUUCUCUGGAGAAAAGUCUCAAUCUUUUCCACUGCCUGAGUGAACUGAAUGAUCAAUCUCUUGUAGAGGACAUUCAACGGUACCUGAGUUCAGGAAGUCUGUCCACUGAUAAAUUGUCCCCUGUCCAGUGGUCAGCUCUGACAUUCAUCUUACUAUCAUCAAAAGAAUGUCUUGAAGUCUUUGAUUUGAAGAAAUACUCUGCUUCAGAGGAGGGUCUUCUGAGACUUCUACCAGUGGUCAAAGCCUCCAGUAGAGCUCUGCUCAGUGGUUGCCAUCUUUCAGGAAAAAGUUAUGAAGCUCUGUCCUCAGUUCUCAGCUCCCAGAAAUCAGGCCUGACAGAAAUGGACCUGAGCAACAAUGACCUGCAAGAUUCAGGAGUAAAACUUCUGUCUGCUGGACUGAAGAGUUCAUACUGUAAACUGGAGAUUCUCAGACUUUCAGGCUGUAUGAUAAGAGAGGAAGGCUGUGCUUAUCUGGCUUCUGCUCUGACCUACAACCCUAACCAUCUGAGGGAGCUGGACCUAACCUACAAUAACCCAGGAGAGGAAGGAGUCAAAUUGCUGUUAGCUGGACUGAAUAAUCCAUGCUGGAGACUGGAUACCCUCGGCCUGGAACACAGUGGAGAGCAAAGGAUGAAACCUGGACUGUGGAAAUACCUGUGUGAAGUCACUCUGGACCUGAACACCAUAAACAGAAAAAUGAAGCCAUUGGAGCCAAAGAGAGUGUACGGGCUGAGAGAAGAGCAGCCGUACCCGGAUCAUCCAGACCGGUUUGAAUGCUGCCAGGUGCUGAGUGAAAAGCCUCUGGCUGGGCGUUCUUACUGGGAGGUCAAAUGGACAGGAGGAGUUUAUGUGGCUGUGAGCUACAAAGGAAUCAAACGAAAAGGAAUCCAAGCUGAUUCUUGGUUUGGGUGGAAUCAUCAGUCCUGGAGUAUUUUCAGCAGUUACAAUGAAGAUUUUGUGUUUUGGCACAACAGAAGAAGAAAAGUCCUCCGGUCUUCCUCCUUAUUGGUCUCCAGCAGAAUAGGAGUCUAUGUGGACGUUGCUGCCGGGAUUCUGUCAUUUUACAGCGUCUCUGGUGACACACAGGUCCACCUCCACACCUUCAACACCACCUUCACUGAACCGCUUUAUGCCGGCAUUGGGUUCUGGUGGGCAGGUUCUUUUUUUUGUCUCUAUGAUUUACAGGGAGCAUCUCAAUGAUACUGAAACACAAAAAGCUGUUUGAAAACUAUUUAAUUUCUGAAAAAUCCUCCACAGUAAAGAAAAAGACUCAUUAGCAGUUCUUACAAACUGACACACCGAAACCUUUAAUGUGACAAAAAAAGCAGAUCAGUGAAAAUCUGUAGGGGGGUAAAUACUUUUUCAUGGCUAUGUAUAUAAAGGGUGCAGCAGACAUAAUGGACUGUACAUUUAAAGAAGAGGGCAAUAGUUAAACUGAUGUGAUGGAAACCUAACUAAACGUGUGGAAAGCAUUCAGUAUUUAUCAAAACGCAAAUUAUCUGUUAUUUAAAAUUAAAAUGGUCGAGGUUCACGUGAA
Molecule: messenger RNA, 4100 nt
Organism: Girardinichthys multiradiatus
Lineage: Eukaryota; Metazoa; Chordata; Actinopteri; Cyprinodontiformes; Goodeidae
Product: NLR family CARD domain-containing protein 3-like
Exons: 8
Coding region: 371-3763 (1130 amino acids)
Molecular function (GO): protein binding
Source: RefSeq, a predicted model, not a curated record